CCCUCCUCGAGUCUUGCUGACACCUAUAAGUAACCCAUUCACACCACCGCCAUUACCAACCUCUUCCACACCAUUCGACCUUGAAAACCCUUGUAGGCUUCUAUUGAUUCUCAAACUCCCAAGAAUACCAAUUUCAGAGAUGGCUGUAACGCCUGAGCAAAACCCAUCAUCUGCUUUUACAGGAACAGUGGAUGAGAUAAUGAGAAUCUACAGAUUAUUACCACCGAGACCCACCAUUGAGGAGAUUGAAGCGGCUGAAUCUGUUCUCAGAACUGUAGAAAGUGAAGAACAGAUGAAGCUUGAGGAUAUCUCUAGAGAGAAGAAACCCAAGGAUGUCCCAGAAGAGAUUUUCUCUGUAUUGCAGGAAGUGAAGAAGAACUCGGUCAUUUUGCAGAGUCAUGAGCAAAGUAGAGAGGCUCGUUACUUGGUUGAUCUUGACAAGAUGUUUCAGACUAUUGAUGAUCUCAUUCAGAGAGCUUCUGGGUUUGUUUCUGGAGAUACCCAGGAUCAGGAAUCGGUUGAUUUGGGUACCCCGGUUCGUGAAACAAUCGCUGUUAACAGAGAUUCGAAUCUGAUCAGGAAAAUGGGUAUUGAAGGAGCUGAAUCAGAUGUCCCCAGGGGUCUGAUGCGUAGCUUUUCAACAAAGGGUGGAGUUCCUGCAGGAGAUUCAUGGAAACUAAGCUUAAUGAAGGUCGCAGGCUUGAUCGAAACCUUUGCUAGAACUGGAGCUGAAGUUCUUGACCUUGGAGGAAAGUUAAUGGAACAGAUUGAGAGUCCUCCAGUGUCAAUUGGGAAACUAUCCCAUGUCACUGAGUUGAGCUUGUCUGGGAACCGCAUCAUGGCUCUUCCAUCCAGCAUUGGUGGCCUCAGGGCAUUGACAAAGCUUGAUAUCCAGUCUAACCAACUGAUAAACCUUCCUGAAUCAUUUGGAGAACUUGUCAACCUGACUGAGCUAGACUUGCAUGCAAACAGAUUAAGAUCUCUGCCAGCUUCUUUUGGGAACUUGACGAAUCUUAUUGUUCUUGAUAUGAGUUCAAACAAUUUAAUCAUACUACCACCAAAUCUGGGAAAUCUAACUCGUUUAAAAAAAUUGAAUGUGGAAACGAACGAACUCGAGGAACUUCCUUUCACAAUUGGGUCUUGUUCAUCACUGGUGGAGUUGAGAUUGGAUUUCAAUCAGCUAAAAGCACUUCCAGAAGCAAUUGGGAAGCUUGAAUGCUUGGAGAUUCUUACAUUGCACUAUAGCAGGAUUUCAGGAUUGCCUACAACUAUUGGUAAUCUUUCUAGGCUGAAAGAACUUGACAUUAGCUUCAACGGAGUUGCGAAUCUACCGGAGAGCUUGUGUUCCGUUACCAGUCUUGUUAAAUUGAAUAUUGGUAAUAACUUCGCUGAUAUGACAGCUCUACCAAAGUCAAUUGGAAAUCUUCAGAUGCUUGAAGAAUUAGAUAUUAGUAACAACCAGAUACGAAUUCUACCAGAAUCUUUCAUAUUCUUGUCAAAGCUACGAGUUUUUCAUGCAGAUGGGACACCUUUAGAAGUGCCACCAAGACAAAUAACUAAAUUGGGGGCUCAGGAAGUUGUUCAGUUCAUGGCUAAUCUAGUUGCGAUGAAGGAAUUAAACUCUCAACCACAGAAGAAGAAGAAGAGCGUCUGGUCAUGGUUUUUUACAUUAUUUUAGUUCCUACAAAAGAAUCCAACUACAAGCAUUGAAACAAUGAAAGCUUGAUUUUACAAUUUCUUCAAUAUGCAAUUUGUAUAGUAGAUUUCUUGGAAGUUUCCUUGGAGCUGUUCUUUAUGUUAAUUAAGUCAUGUUGAUUUUAGUGCCUAUUACUGUAUUUUAGCUUACAGUAAGUUGCUUGGAUAUCAUGUACAUAGCUUAUCAAAUCUUCUUGUUCUAUAUUUCUCAUGUAAUAUAAUUUCCCAGAGCUAUUAUACUUGGAUGGAUUUUAUUGGAAUUGUCUUUACCCUUUUA
Molecule: messenger RNA, 1972 nt
Organism: Macadamia integrifolia
Lineage: Eukaryota; Viridiplantae; Streptophyta; Magnoliopsida; Proteales; Proteaceae
Product: plant intracellular Ras-group-related LRR protein 5-like
Exons: 3
Coding region: 140-1678 (512 amino acids)
Molecular function (GO): protein binding
Source: RefSeq, a predicted model, not a curated record